Leucoraja erinaceus (little skate) is the source of this 2833-nucleotide messenger RNA. RefSeq names its product membrane frizzled-related protein (gene mfrp). Bases 1 to 1254 code for a protein of 417 amino acids. The transcript is spliced from 9 exons. The record is from RefSeq and is a predicted model, not a curated record. Gene Ontology annotation, molecular function: protein binding. Lineage: Eukaryota; Metazoa; Chordata; Chondrichthyes; Rajiformes; Rajidae.
AUGUGCAUUUGGUGGAUCUUGGCAGAGCCGGGGCUCGUGAUCCAGUUUAAAGUCGACUCCCUAAACAUCGAGGGGCACUCGCCUUGUCACUUUGACCGGCUGGAUCUUCAUGAAGAAGAGGGAAACGGGUUCAACACACAUCAGUUAGCUAGGUGGUGCGGGAAUGUUGCGCCUCCUACUGUCAACACCAACACCAGCCGGCUCAAAGUUUCCUUCGUAUCGGACGCUAGUGUUGGGGGACGGGGUUUUAUUGCGCGAUACUGGAUGAUCGCUCCAAGUGACAAAAGCUGUGCCUGGGAUGAGUUUCUGUGCGAUGGGGGCCGAUGUCUUUUUGCCAGUUUUAAUUGCAAUAAUUUCUAUGACUGCUUAGACGGGAGCGAUGAGGUGAAUUGUGCUCAGUAUCAUGAUUGCGGAGGGGUUCUGACUGCUUCGGAAGGUUCUCUGGCCACUCCCAAACACCCUGAGCAAUAUCCACACAGACAGACGUGUGUGUGGCACAUCUCGGUAACUCGGGGUCAAGUGGUCCAGUUGAUGUUUCACAACUUCAGCCUGGAGUCUGCUGGAGACUGCCAAUAUGACUUUGUGGAGGUGCAUGACCAAGCCAGCAGCAGUCCCAGCACACUCAUGGGCAGAUACUGUGGGGACUCCCUGCCUCCAAUACUGAUUUCCCCCCAACACGAGAUGUUUGUUAUAUUUGUAUCUGAUGAGGGUGAAUCAGAUGAGGGGUUCUUUGCCACCUAUCAGGCUGUCAACAAAAGCCAGGUGGCAUGCGGUCCUCAUGAGUUCAGCUGCAUAAACGGGCAGUGUGAAGCGAUGCAGUGGGUGUGUGAUGGCUGGAACGACUGCUUAGAUGGGAGUGAUGAGAUGAACUGCACUAACAUCACACAUCUGCCUUAUGAAACUGCCUGUGAGAAAAUUGAAGUGGAGAUGUGUCAAGGACUCGGUUAUAAUGAAACGUCAUUCCCCAAUAUCUGGCUUGAGAUUCCAGAUCAGAGAAGUGCUAUUUCUACCCUGAAGGGUUACAAGCUCCUGACGGGCUUGGUUUGCUAUGAGAAUCUCCGCGUGCUGACUUGCAGCAUCUUUGUGCCCAAAUGCACAUGGGAUGGUGGUGUCCUGCCACCCUGUCAGUCUCUCUGCCUAUCUACUGAGAAACAAUGCCAACACUCACUCGAGUCUCUGGGCAUCAUGUGGCCUUUUAACUGUAACCUUUUCCCAGAUUCUGAUGACCCCAUUGAAUGCGUGGGACCAAUCUAACCCACGGCCACAUCUGUCUUGGACCCAGGAAGAGAAAUUGUUUUAAUUGCAACUCACUAACAGCAGCAUUUGGGAGACUGCAUGAACAAGUUUUGUCAAAUGCUAACUAUGUAUUUCUUUGCUGAACUUGGACAAUUUUUUUAAGUUCCCCCCCCAAUCUGAAGUUUCAUUCCUCCUUUGCUGAGACAAAGUCGGCAUUCACGAGCUGAGUUGGUCUUGCAGUUGGAGAUGGGUGGAUGCAGGUCUGGAAUAUCACAGCUACUGUGUGCACUUGCAUUGGAACAAUGUUUGUUCCAAGGCAAGGCAAACUACAGCAAAAGAAUUUGCAGAGAACCAAUUAUUAUCUGAAAUAUGGUGUCUUCAUAACCACAAAAUGUGUCCGUGAGAUGGAAAUUGUUUUAAAAACUCGUGCAAAUCUCGGGCUUCCCCUGGCACUGAUACUCUAACAUGCACAAAGACGUUUGCUCUGUGAUCUUUCAUCAUCGGUAGAUCCCAUGGAGAUCAAAGAAGAAAGUUGUGGUAUUGUGGGGUGAGGGGCUUAUAAAUUCAUAUGUUCUAGGAGCAGAACUAGGCCAUUUGGCCCUUCUAGUCAACUCCACCAUUCAAUCAAUGUAGCUUUCGUUCUCAAUCCCAUUCUCUUGCCUUCACCCCAUAACAUCUGACACCCUUCCUAAUCAAAAAAGGGUAAACAUGACUGGAUAGAGAGACCGAGGUAGGAAGAUCAGGUAAGUAGAAUAGCUCUAAGAAGCUGCAAGGAAGGCAGGGAUCACUGCUGAUUUGUUGAUUGAGUUUUGUGCCACGUCUGAUUUCUUCAAUAGACCAGUAGACCAAAGACUCGGAGAAUAUGGUGCAAAUUUUAUUUCUGGUGUUUGCUUUUGCUGAGAGGCAGGUCAUGAGAAGUGGGAAGUGUUCCACACUUUCUGGGGUCGUGCUGUGAACUGUUGUUGAUGGAACCAGGGCCGGGGGAUGUUUGCCUUACAGAUGUUCAGUGCGUGAUCCAUACUAUCAUAUGCUUUAGUCAUCACUAUGCAUACCCCAUAGCCUCUGAGCGAAUGCACAUCACAUACAGAGGGGAUUUGGCUGAAAAGUGCCAAAGUGUAUUAGGUUGGUUUAAAAUUUAAUGGAAGAUGGUUUAUAAAUGUUGGGUAAAUGGGGGAAAAAAGUCAAUUUGUUUUCCAGUUGGUAUCACUCUGCUACUGGACAUUACUGCUGCACCUUUUCUCUCCGGGAUACUUUCUACUUCUGUACCUUUGGGCAGCCUUUUCUUUGGAGCAAUUGCAGGCUCACAUCUUGUUAACUUCCACCCUGUGCAACACUGAAUAACCCGUUGAUUCGUCAAGGACAUGCAUUGAAUCAAUUUGGAAUCACCUCGUGAAUGGGUGCUGUUUUUUUAAUAUGGUCUCUGUAUAAACUGUUCACACAACUCGCUGAGAGUAAAGGGCCUGUCCCACCAGCAUGCGAUUGCAUGCGUCUAGCGCGACGAAAUGUGGUGGCUUGAGGCGUACAGCCUCGCGGGGCCGGUACCAACUUCCAACCGCGGAGCCGUCUGGAGUUGCGCGGGGCUAGUCCCGACAUCAUA